This is a messenger RNA of Paraglomus occultum, 2223 nucleotides long. Lineage: Eukaryota; Fungi; Glomeromycota; Glomeromycetes; Paraglomerales; Paraglomeraceae. The record is from the annotation of a GenBank genome assembly.
AUGAAUAAAAAAGAGGAAAAACAAAAAGAAAGUGUUUCUAAGGAAAAGAUAAAAAGCGAAGAAGAGGUUACGAAGGAAAAAAGGGUUAAAAAAGAACAAUUAGAAAACAAGCCAAAGGAGGAGAAAAAUAAUAAACAAAAAGAAUUUCGCCUUCAAAUAGAAGAGAUAUAUAAAUACAGCAAUAAGAAAUUUGUUCUUGCUGUGCUUGAUUUUUUGGUUGAUCUAGAAGAAAGGGCUUUAAAGUUAAUGCGGGGUGAUUCAGAUAAAAGAGUUCAAAAUCAUUUAAUUGGAAUUGAAAUGAUGCGAAAUAAUUUAUGGAAGAAGUUGGAGAAUGAGGAGGUAGAAGAUGAGCAACUUCCAGAAAGAACAGUUAAAGAAGUUAAGGAGAAGGGUUAUCUUCUUCAUGGAAAAGUUCUUCGUCCGGCCAAGGGCAAGAAUCCUAGGGUUUUAGAAAACGAAGAGGGUGGGAGAACUACUCCUUCAGUGGUGUCUUUUGAUAAAAAAGAAAAUAGAUUUUUAGUAGGAUUGGCAGCUAAACGACAGGCAGCGAUUAAUCCAGAAACUGUUUUUUCUAUUAAGAGGAAGAUGGGAACUUCAACUAAAGUUAAGUUAGGAGGAAAAGAUUUAACUCCUGAACAGGUGUCGGCGGAAAUACUUAAUUAUCUAGCCGGUUAUGCGGGGAAAAAGUUGGGGAAAAAAAUUACUCGAGCUGUAAUUACUGUUCCUGCGUAUUUUAACGAUGCUCAAAGAAAAGCAACCGAGAAUGCUGGACUAAUUGCAGGAUUAAAGGUAGAAAGAAUUAUUAAUGAGCCAACUGCUGCGGCUUUAGCUUAUGGUUUGGAUCGUGUUGAAAGAGAUCAAAAAAUAUUAGUUUAUGACUUGGGUGGUGGAACUUUUGACGUUUCUAUUCUUCAAAUUACUAAAGGCGAAGAAGGAGGGACUUUUGAAGUUCGUUCCACAGCAGGUAUUAACGAUUUAGGAGGAGAUGAUUUUAACAAAAGAUUAGUUGAUUACAUAAUUGAAGAAUUUAAAAAGGAGAGUAAAAUUGAUCUUCGUACUAAGGAUAGAGAAGAAAAAGAUCGGAAGAUUACUUUACAAAGAUUACGAGAAGCAGUUGAGCAAACUAAGCAUGAAUUGUCCGCUAAGUUAAAAGCUACUGUUUCUAUUCCUUAUAUUGCUUCUCAUAAUGGUGAAACUUUUCAUUUGAAUGUGGAAGUUACUCGGGCUAAAUUUGAGGAAUUAACAAAAGAUUAUAUGAAGAAAACUGCUGAAAAAGUGGAUGAAGCUCUUCGGGAGGCAAAAUUAAGAGAAGGUGAAAUUGAUCAAAUAAUUUUGGUAGGGGGUUCCACACGAAUGCCGAUGGUAGAAAAUCUUAUUAAAGGUCGUUUUGGUGAAAAAAGAAUUAAUAAGUCAGUCAAUCCAGAUGAAGUAGUGGCAGUGGGAGCUGCUAUCCAAGGAGCAGUAUUACGUGGUGACAUUAAAGACGUGCUUUUAUUGGAUGUUACUCCGCUUUCAUUAGGGAUUGAGACGGAGGGAGGUAUGUUUGCCAAACUUAUUGAACGUAACACUACUAUUCCAACUAGAAAGUCUGAGUUUUUUUCUACUGCUAUGGAUAAUCAGCCUAGUGUUUUUAUUCGUGUUUUUCAAGGGGAAAGAACUCGAGCUCAGGAUAAUAAGUUGUUGUCUGCUUUUGAGUUAACGGGUAUUGAGCCAGCACCACGUGGUAUUCCGCAGAUUGAAGUGGUUUUUGACAUUGAUGCUAAUGGAGUUGUGUCAGUUUCUGCUAAAGAUAAAAAGACUGGCAAAGAACAGUCGAUUGUUAUUAGAGAUAGUCAGAGUUUAAGUGAUGAAGAGAUUCAAAGAAUGAUCAAGGAAGCAGAAGAAAAUCGGGCUAAAGAUGAGGAAUUAAAAGAUAAUUUAGAGACCCUGAAUCGAGCUCAAACUUAUUGUUACACUUUUGAAAAGCAAAUUGAAGAGUUUAAAUCUCACAAAAAUUUCAAGGAGGAUGACCCUCAAUUCCAAGAAUUUAAGAAGUUGUAUGAAGGUUUAAAAAAAUUAACUGAGGAGAAGAAUUAUCCAGAGUUAAAAAAUCAACUAAACAAGAUUGAUGAGAUGAUGAAACUCUCUAAUGAGUUAAUGCAAAAGAUGCCUAAAGAAAAUAGUGCUAAUGGUGAAGAGAUUGUUGAUGUUAGCCCGGAAAAAAAGGAUGAUGAUAAAAAGUAA